AACAAUCGAAAAUGCAAUUAUCCCUCAUAUUUAAUAACGUAAAUGAACCACCCUUUAGCGGCCAUGCAUGGAUCUCUUUAGCGUCAUUUUCGCAAUGGAAAUUCAAAAUAAGGAAAAAUGAUUGCAAAACAAAAAAAAAAAAAAAUGUAGAAUUUACACCCUGAACAACAAAAAUGCAAAAAAUGAUUGGUAAAUUUUGUUAGCAUCCAUACAACAACAUUUCUUGAAGAACAAAAAUUCACUUUUUUUUUUUUUUUUCUGUCCAAAGAAUUAUUUCGGGUCAAUUUUAUGUCCAUCCUUGACCCGCACCCAAAUUCUUGUAUGAUUAUUUGUAUAUGAGCAUUUUUGCUUGAUCUUGUUUCAUACAAAAACCCCAAGUGAAAAAAAAAGAAUUUUAUAUUUCUUUUUUGAUUUUUUGGGUGCGGGGCAUAGGUUUUUUGAAUGGCACGUUCAUUGUAAAAUUGUAAUUAUUAUUCUUGUUUGGUUUUAGGAGGUGGGUAUUCGAUCAUUGCAAAAAAAGGCUUUUUUUUAAUUUUUUUAUUUGUUUAUGGAGUGUGUUUGAUGGCACUGUAAUUAAGAUUUUGCAUGAAAUUUUGAGGUGGUUGAAAGAUUCUUGUAAAAAGGUUGUGAUUAAGACUUUUGGAAGUGGAAAGAUUGGUGUUUUUUUUUUUUUUUUUUUUUUUUAACCUGUUUGGAGUUGGGAGGUUAAUGUAGCAAAAAAAAAUUGAUCUUUUCGUGUGCCCUUUGGGAGAAUUGAGGAAGGGAACAUAAAGGGGUUUGUGGGGUUUAUCUAGAAAUAUUCAUGAAAAACAUAUUUUACUUCUUUGAUGUUCUAACAAGGGCAAAUGGGUGUGAGAGGAGUAGUUCAUUUCUUAGUGUUCUUGUUUAUGUCUUUUUUCACUUUGGUAGCAGCACCUGGAAGCAAGAAGGACUUAGAUGAUCAUUUACUUGCCAAUCUCAUCAAGUCUGAGGAGACUAAUAGGGACAUGGUUGAGCUACUGUGGUUGAACUGUAGGGUAGAGUUAAUACGUGCUAAUGAAGCUGUUGAAGAUCUCGAGUAUUAUGUCGCAGAAGAUUCAAGUGGGGGAGAAAAAAAUAAGCAUGUCGAUGACUUGCAUCCGCUAGUUAAGCAAGCCCUUCUAGGUUGUUUGAGGGAAAAAAAUCUCUUGUUUCUUAUAUGUGGAGAGGAGAAGGGCUCACCAAAUCGGUAUGCCAGGUGUGUGGAGUUUCUAUUUUCCUUGCAUGGAGCUCCUAAACGGCGCAAAUUGAAAGAAGCCCCUAAUCCACCACCUGCCCCUCCUAAUUCAAAGCCAUCUAAAUCAAAAGAUGACAAAAACUCAAAAAAGAAAUCUGCAGCUAAAGCCAGUAAGAAAAAAGACGCGGUUGGGGUUCCUAUUAUUGCAGCUGCCGCCGCCAUAUCUGUUCUCGUAGUACUUCUGUGCAUAUGCUGUUGUUGUAAGUGCUGUAGGAGAUCCAAAAAGGGGUUGAAUGAUGAGAGGCCUCUUCUUAGCUUAAGCUCGAGCGACUAUUCUUCAUCGCAUAAGUCAUCUGCUUUAGGAGCUUCAUUCAGUAAUGGUGGUAACCGUUCAUUCAAUAACAAUCCCAAUGAUGAUCCUAAAAUUGAGAUUCGAAGGACAGGACCUGCUGGAAUGCCUCCCCUGAAACCUCCCCCUGGUAGGGUGUUUUCUUCUGAAGCUACUGCUAAGCCAACCCCACCCCCACCUCCGCCUCCUGCAAAGCCAACAACUCCUGCACCUGCUGCACCACCUCCACCACCAGUAAAGCCUUCAUCUGCUGGUCCACGUCCUCCUGCACCUGGACCUCCUCCUCCUCCACCUAUGAAACCUGGUCCUCGACCGCCACCUCCCGCCGGUGGUCCACCUCGGCCACCUUCCUCAGGCUUGAAGCCACCUCGACGUUCGCCUCUUGGACCAAAUGCAUCCACAAGUGCUUCAACUGAGGAGGAAGAUACUGAUGCCAAAACCAAGCUUAAGCCUUUCUUCUGGGAUAAGGUUCAAGCCAACACUGACCAAUCAAUGGUUUGGCAUCAAGUCAAGGCAGGAUCUUUCCAGUUUGAUGAAGAGCAGAUAGAGACUCUAUUUGGAUAUGCUUCUGCUGAGAAAAAGAAGAAUGGGUCAAAGAAGGACUCCGCCCAAGAUGCUUCCAACCUAUAUAUUCAAAUCAUUGACCAGAAGAAGGCACAGAAUUUAUCUAUUCUUCUUAAAGCCUUAAACGUGACAACUGAAGAAGUUUGUGAUGCACUGAAAGAAGGAAAUGAGCUGCCUGCUGAACUCAUUCAAACUUUGCUUAAGAUGGCACCAACUGCGGAGGAAGAACUGAAACUGAGGAUCUACGCUGGGGAUCUUUCUCGGCUUGGGCAGGCAGAGCGGUUCCUGAAAGCCUUGGUUGAGGUUCCAUUUGCAUUCAAGAGGCUAGAGACAUUGCUUUUCAUGUGCACUCUUCAGGAUGAGGCAUCCCUGAUUAAAGAAUCAUUUGCCACCUUGGAGGCUGCUUGCACAGAACUCCGGAAUAGCAGGCUGUUUCUCAAGCUCCUUGAGGCUGUUUUGAAAACUGGCAAUCGAAUGAAUGAUGGAACAUUUCGUGGUGGUGCACAAGCAUUUAAACUUGACACGCUUCUGAAAUUAUCAGAUGUAAAAGGAAUAGACGGGAAAACUACGUUGUUGCAUUUUGUUGUUCAGGAGAUAAUCCGUUCAGAAGGUAUACGAGCUGCCCGUGCUGCCAGGGAUCAACGAAGCUUGUCUAGCAUCAAGUCUGAUGAUCUGCUCGAGGAUUUGCCUCAGGAUUCAGAAGAUCAGUAUCGAAAUACUGGUUUACAAGUUGUCUCCGGUUUGAGUAGUGAUCUUGAACAUGUAAAAAGAGCUGCAAUUCUGGAUGCAGAUAACUUAACAGGCACAGUGGCCAAACUUGGCCAUGCACUUAUAAAAGCGCGCGAUUUCCUAAAUUCAGAGAUGAAGAAUAUAGAUGAGGAAGAUGGAUUUCACCAGACAUUGAAGAACUUUGUGCAGAAUGCUGAGGGUGAAGUCAUGUCGUUACUUGAGGAAGAAAAGCGAAUUAUGGCUCUUGUUAAGAGCACGGGUGAUUAUUUCCACGGAAAUGCUAAGAAGGAUGAAGGUCUGCGAUUAUUUGUGAUUGUUAGGGAUUUUCUGGUUAUUUUGGAUAAGGUAUGCAGAGAGGUGAAAAAUGCUCCGAGAAAGUUAAAUAGCACACCAAGGAAAGAAAAUGUAGCCCUUACAACUUCAGAAUCUACCCUUUCACCGCGACCUGAUCAAUCCAUCCAUUCACCACGGCUUGAUCAAUCCACCACGACCUCUUCACCACGACCUGAUCAAUCCACCCCUUCACCGCGACCUGAUCAAUCCACCCCUUCACCGCGACCUGAUCAAUCCAUCCCUUCACCACGACAGCGACCGGAUCAAUCCAUCCCUUCAGCACGACCUGAUCAGCAUCGGAAGCUUUUUCCAGCUAUCGCAGACAGGCGAAUUAAUGAUUCUAGUUCAGACGAUGACACUCCUUAAAUACAAUUUUCUCAAAAGAAUCCCAGGCAUGGUAGAUAGAAACCCGGAGGAGAUUGACUCGUUGCUUGGUAGGCUAACUUGAGCGGAGCAGAGACCUGACAAAAGCUACGGUUUCAGAGAUGAUCUGCUACAUGGCGCUACAUCAAUGUGUCCUUUCUUGCAGCUCGCUUGUUGUCCUUUCUUGCAGCUCACUUGUACUUAAAAAAGUAGCUAGGAUCAUUCUUUUUGUUCUUUGAAAUUAUUUUUUGUCAAUUUUGCUGAUAAUUCUUUGUUCGAAUGAGAGUUGCCCUGUGCAUUAUUUUUUGGUUGUGUUUACACGAAAGAAAAUGUUGAUAGCUUCUUGUUCCGCCACCGAAAAUUAUUUGAUUAGUCUUUUAAAAAGCACCUGAUUGUUCUUUCCAAUUUUCUUGUCUUUUGCACUGGGCUUGGGUAUUUAAAAGAGUUAUUGUACACUUCCUCAGUUUCAUGUAAGCUCAAAUUAAGUUCUAUGAUAUUCAGCACAAUAUUUGGUCCAUUAAACUACGGCUGAGAAUUGCAUAAACAGUUUGAGGCCACUCUUUAAAAUGUUAUCCCUUUAUCUUCUUUUUUUUUUUUUUUUUUUUUGGUGCAAACAUAGACUCCCACUUCCAAAUAACAAGAAGCACAGGGCAAAAACAUCCAUUACAAGAGGGUAAAAUAAUGUUGCUUUUAAGGGUUCAAAAGCCUAUGAGAGUUAUAUUGGAAAUCUACUGCCAGAUAAUAUCAUGGUAUAUCAUUUCAAUCUACAAAGAUCUGAAAACGAAAACUUAAUUUUGGGUUCUAAAGAGUAAUCGUAUUAAUUUUCUUCCUUAAAUAUCACAUUAGAAUUCUCUUCCAAUGAUGCAAGUUUUUUUUAUCUCAUCGUUGCUU
This is a messenger RNA of Lycium barbarum (goji berry), 4424 nucleotides long. RefSeq names its product formin-like protein 5. Gene Ontology annotation, biological process: actin cytoskeleton organization; actin nucleation. NCBI's taxonomy places the organism in Eukaryota, Viridiplantae, Streptophyta, Magnoliopsida, Solanales, Solanaceae. The coding region runs from base 846 to 3536 and encodes 896 amino acids. Gene Ontology annotation, molecular function: actin filament binding. The record is from RefSeq and is a predicted model, not a curated record. The transcript has 6 exons.